UUCACUUCGAAAAUGGCCUCCAUAUUCUCCAAAAUCGAUGAUCGGUUGAUGGUCAAGAACUACAACGCCGACGGUUCCGCCCGACCGACGAGCUUCCUCGAUAAUGAUUCGAUCAGACCAACGCCGGUCAAGGAUCGAACAUGGACCCAAGUUACCUACACAGCAUUUUGGUUUGCUGCGACCGCAAACGUGAGCAAUCUGUACAAUGCCUCGACGGGCCUAUCCGCCGGCCUCAGUAUGUGGGAGUCUCUAGCCUGCCAGCUAGGCGGACAGCUUACUGCAGGUCUUUUGAUGGCGCUUAACGGGCGAGCUGGAGCAAUGUACCGCAUCAACUUCCCUGUCGCAUGUCGGUCGAGUUUUGGUAUCUGGGGGGCUUUGUGGCCCACGCUCAACCGUGCCGUCAUGUCCAUUGUUUGGAAUGGUGUCAACGCUGUACAAGGAGCUCAAUGUCUGUAUGUGCUUCUGCACGCCAUCUUUCCAUCCAUCACUCGGAUUCCGGAUAUCAUGGGACCUAAAUCGGCUCUCAACUCUGCCCAGAUGAUGUGCUUCUUCAUUUAUUGGCUGGUCAAUUGCGCAUUCCUCUUCGUACCCGUUCCCCGCAUGAAGAACCUCGUUCACGCCAAAGUCGUCAUCUAUUUCACCGCCACCAUCGCAUUCAUGGCAUGGGCUCUAACGUUAUCCGGCAACCCAUCGAAGACACUCAACGAACCGUCCAUCAUCCAAGGCACAGAAAAGUCUUGGAUGGUUCUCAAGUUCUUCUUCCUCGGCUUGGCCAGUUGCGGUACAUUCAUCUCCAACGCGGCGGACUUGCAGCGAUACGCGCGCAAGCCUAACGAUGUUGUUCUUGGACAGGUUGCUAGUUUUCCGCUAUCGAACAUGCUCGUGGGUGUGUUUGGGAAUGUGAUUGCCGCAUGUAGCAAGUCGAUCUUUGGAGAGCUUGUAUGGAACCCUCUUACAACUCUAGACAAACUCAUGGAGGGAGAACGGUACACACCCGCGAAUCGUGCAGGAUGCGCGUUGAUCUCGCUCGCCUACGUCUACUCCACGGUCUUCUCCGCGAUUUUUGAAAAUUCUAUCCCAGCCGGUAACGACAUCGCCGCUCUCCUCCCCCGAUACAUUACUGUCAAGCGCGGUUUCUUCAUCUGCGCAGUCAUCUCAUAUGCCAUUUGCCCGUGGUACCUCUUAUCCUCCGCCGCUGUCUUUAUAAACUUCCUAGGCUCCUACCAAAUCUUCCUGAGUGCUAUCACCGGUAUCCUCAUCUGCGACUACUACCUCCUCCGUCGCGGUUUCUUGGACUUGCCUGCUCUCUACUCAAAGCACCGCGACUCGCAAUAUCACUUCUUCCACGGGUUCAACCUCCGGGCUUUCGCAGUCUACAUCCUAGCAGUAGCGCCUAAUUUCUAUGGCUUCCUAAGCCAGAUGGGCGUUGUGGCGCCUUUGGGAAUCCAGAGGUUUUAUUAUCUCGCUUACCCUACUGGAUUGUUUAUAGCCUUUGGUGGGUUUUAUCUAGUCAACGUAGUGUUCCCAUCGAGAGCGAUGGUGAAGGCUAGCGGGUGGAUGGAGCCGAGAGAUCAUUCUGGGGAUUAUGAUGAGUCGAUGGUUGUUGAGUCUGUCGAGCCUGCCGCCAAUGAAGCGGACCUCGAGGUUGCGAACAAGAGCAGGAUGAUGUCGGAUGUAAAACAGUAUUAG
Periconia digitata is the source of this 1689-nucleotide messenger RNA. The record is from the annotation of a GenBank genome assembly. NCBI's taxonomy places the organism in Eukaryota, Fungi, Ascomycota, Dothideomycetes, Pleosporales, Periconiaceae.